Molecule: messenger RNA, 1399 nt
Organism: Purpureocillium takamizusanense
Lineage: Eukaryota; Fungi; Ascomycota; Sordariomycetes; Hypocreales; Ophiocordycipitaceae
Gene: RPL16A
Product: 60S ribosomal protein L16A
Exons: 4
Coding region: 193-801 (202 amino acids)
Biological process (GO): translation; negative regulation of translation
Cellular component (GO): ribosome; cytosolic large ribosomal subunit
Molecular function (GO): mRNA binding; structural constituent of ribosome
Source: RefSeq, a predicted model, not a curated record
CAAAGCGGAACUUGGAUUUUCUCGCCGUCAAUCACUGUCGCGACCAUCAUCAACACCUCGCCCAGGGACGACUAACCCCAGCAGCACAGCAGCAGAUUCUCGCCGGUCCGGUCGGAGGAUUUGUGUGUCAUCGUCGUCGUCUGAGCUGUCGCCUUUCCUUCGUUUCCUUUUCGCCUCCACGAAACCGAUACGAUGUCGUCGUUCGAGCCGGUUGUUGUCGUCGACGGCAAGGGCCACCUUCUGGGCCGCCUCGCCAGCAUCGUUGCCAAGCAGCUUCUCAACGGCCAGAAGGUCGUUGUCGUCCGCUGCGAGGCCCUGAACAUCUCUGGCGAGUUCUUCCGCGCUAAGCUCAAGUACCACGCCUAUCUCCGCAAGAUGACACGAUACAACCCCACCCGUGGUGGUCCCUUCCACUUCCGCGCUCCCUCCCGAAUUUUCUACAAGGCCGUCCGUGGCAUGAUCCCCCACAAGACCGCCCGUGGUGCCGCCGCUCUCGAGCGCCUCAAGGUCUUCGAGGGUGUCCCCCCUCCCUACGACAAGCAGAAGAAGAUGGUCGUCCCCCAGGCUCUCCGCGUCCUCCGCCUGCAGCCCGGCCGCAAGUACUGCACCGUCGGCCGUCUCAGCCACGAGGUCGGCUGGAAGUACCAGGAUGUUGUUGCCCGGUUGGAGGAGCGAAGAAAGGCGAAGGGCGCCGCCUACUACGAGCGCAAGCGGGUCGCUGCCCGACAACUGUCCGACGCCAAGAAGAACGCCUCUGUCAAGCCCGAGACUGCGAAGGCCCUUGCUGCCUACGGCUACUAAACUGGCCGAUACCCUGGCCCUAGCCGGUCUCGGUAGCUUCGCAUUGUCUUGUCAUUUCUCGUGCGGUUCAUUAGAUUGGCGCGGCGGUUCACAACGGAUAACACUUGAUUUGCUGAGUGAUGGCAAGGGCGGCGGCUUAUGGGAAGGUGGCGGAAGGUUGUUCUAAAUGUUCUACAUGAAUCUCGUCGGCGGCGGAACCCGUGCCAAAUCAAAUAAAGCACAGAACCAACAACUCGAAGUUUCCGGCGGCUCGUGAGGGCGACGGAUGGCACGUUUCGGGGUCGGCCCGUGCGCGCUGUGAAGACGCGGAACUGGAGGAAUGGCCUGCCUGUCCCACGGCCAUGGCCCAAGGAAACCAUGCUUGGCUCUGGCGGCAGAGUCCAAGGGGACGCAGGACGUGGUGGGCGAUAGUGGGGAGGAUGGGACGACACACGGUAUAUUCUCUUCUCGCGUGAGAGAGACUAGCAUUUGGCAUUAGGAGUAGAAAAGGAAUGGAACUGACUUAUGAUCAAUUCCCCGGAUGACGCGGACCAGUCACAUGCUGGAAAUGGCGGACGUCGACGUCGACCUUGUACGAUGUAGUGUCUGUGUGUGCCCC